Molecule: messenger RNA, 1399 nt
Organism: Centruroides sculpturatus (bark scorpion)
Lineage: Eukaryota; Metazoa; Arthropoda; Arachnida; Scorpiones; Buthidae
Gene: aln
Product: protein FAM69C-like
Exons: 3
Coding region: 134-1351 (405 amino acids)
Source: RefSeq, a predicted model, not a curated record
AUUCUGUUUUUUGACAACAGAGGGCGAUUUAUUUCACACGUGUGUAUUAUUUUGAAAUUGAAAGAUGAAUAGGGCGAUGUAGAACAACGAUGAUAAAUCUUUCAAGGCUAGAAAUCAUUCUACUUAAAUUACCAUGAAAUAUAAUCGUUAUUUUUCUCAAUUAAUUACUACAUUGAUAUGUUUACGGAGACGAUCCAGAUAUCGAAUAUUAAUUUUACUAGUACUUGUUUUAAAUAUAUUUUUACUAAUUAUAAUUUUUAUAUAUAAACAUUAUUUUACUUGUUUACAUUCGGAAGUAGUACAGGCAGUUUCUUUAAUUUGUAAACAUUAUAUAGAUGGUAAAGCACUUGGCAACUUAUGUCAUGACCUUUGUAUAUCUGAAGUUUUAAAACCUACAGAUUGCCAGCCACAUCAUGUUGGAAAAGAUGUUGUAUUUAAAGCAAUGUGGGGAGAAAGGAAAUUAGUAUUAAAAGGAUCUAUGAUGGAUGAAAAUCAAUAUGAUCCAGUAUACUGGACAGAUGAAAAUGGCUCUGCAGUUUAUCCGGAUGUCAAAAUAUUUUACAAGAUGAUUUAUGAUACCAUCAGCAGAAAUUUAAAUACAUCAUGCAUCAAUAAUGAUAAUAUGUUAACAAAAUUAUGGACAGCAAAUAUUUCAGAUAUAUCUCAUCUCUCAACUGACAUGCAACAUAUUGCAAUGAAUAAUAUUUGGCAUUUGUUGCAACAAACUGAAUAUUUAUUUUCAAAAUGUUUAGAAGAUCAAAAUAUUUUUCCUAAAAUUAUAGGAAGCUGUGGUUAUAUUUACGCUGUUGAAUAUACCCAACCUCUUCAAAACUUUAUGUUAGUUUUAUAUCCAACUUGGCAGGAAGAUUUCUACAAAAGAACAGAAAUAGCAAAAUUAUUAUUAGAAUAUGUAAAAAUGUUAGACAAUGACCAUAUGAAAACUGAAUUAGGCAAAAUACAUCUAUGUGAUGUAAAGAUAGGCCACUUUGGACGCGAUGUUAAUGAUAAAAUUAAAUUAUUAGAUGUGGAUAUGGUCUUUUUUGAAUCUGUACUUUUGGAUAAUAUCAGAAUAACAAAAAAGUGUUCAAAUCACCAAGACUGUUCAUUCAUCGAUUGUAAAGGAUCUUGCAAUUUUACUUCUGGGCAGUGUUCUUUGAUUGUUCAAGAUGACAAUCUUCAAAGAAUAUGUCGUAAUAUAUUUUCCGGUCACAUUAUGAAACGUUUUGGUCUUCUCAGUUCUCCUCCAAUUGAUAUUGCAUCAAAAUUACAAGAUAUAUUAGAAAAAUGUAUAGAAGGUAAUGCAAAGGACUAUGUUUUAGAUCAAUUAUAUAAAUUAUUUGAUAAACAUUAACUAAUCACUAAUAUAAAUUUAUUAUUUUUUGUGUUGAAUUGAAUCAAA